Belonocnema kinseyi is the source of this 1390-nucleotide messenger RNA. RefSeq names its product probable enoyl-CoA hydratase. The record is from RefSeq and is a predicted model, not a curated record. The coding region runs from base 162 to 1112 and encodes 316 amino acids. The transcript is spliced from 5 exons. NCBI's taxonomy places the organism in Eukaryota, Metazoa, Arthropoda, Insecta, Hymenoptera, Cynipidae.
UACAUUUCUUAAUUAAUGAUUGACAGGAUUGACACAUGGGAGCAAUUUGUUGUGUAUGCGGAACAUGUGGAAUAAAUAUUAAUGCAGAGAAAUCGUACCGGAAUCUUCUUUGCCAAGAUUCAGUUAAUUUUAAAAUAAAGAGUAUUCAUUAAAAUAUAAUAAUGAUUCUCUCUAGGCGAAUAACAGUUUUAUGUGAACAUUUAAAACAAAAUAUUAAACGAACUCUAACCUUCAACACAACUUCUGAUGUUUCCAGUGCAAACAAUUCUUCUAUUUCAAAACCUGACACAGAAAAGUCGAUAUUAGUAAAUAUCGAGGAUAAAAUAAUGACGAUUACCAUAAACCGUCCCAAGAAAAAAAACAGUCUCGACGUUUCUACGGCCCAAUACCUUUCAGAAGCUCUAGACGCUUUCGACGAAAACAAGGAAGUUUCAGUUGGUAUCCUCCACGGGGCUAAUGGCAAUUUCUGCGCAGGAUACGAUCUUCAUGAAAUCGAGAAACAUCAUGGGAAAUCUGAGCAUGAUUUGCCGCAAUUUGCUUCUUUGAGCAACAGAGACAGUCUUCCAGAAAAGCCACUUAUUGCCGCCAUAGAAGGAUUCGCGGUUGGAGUCGGACUUGAACUUGCCUUGAUGUGUGACAUGAGAAUAAUUGACGAAACGGCGGCAUUAGGUUUCCUGAAUAGGAGAUUCGGAAUUCCUAUUAUGUGCGGAGGAACCGUUCGGCUUCCUAAACUUAUUGGAUAUUCGAGAGCAAUGGACAUGAUUCUCACUGGACGAUUCGUUGAGGGAAAGCAAGCUUUGGAAUAUGGACUGGCUAAUCGUCUUGUGGCCUGUGGCACUGCUGUGGGUCAAGCGACACUAUUGGCGAAACAUAUGACCUAUCAUCCCCAAGAAGCACUGCUCGCAGAUCGUUUAUCCGCCCACUAUGCUACAUUUGGCGCUAUUCAAAUAGACGAGGCACUGCAGUUUGAAAAGGACAGUGCAGCAAAUCCUUUAUUUAAAGAAGGUGUCCAGGAGGCUAGAAAAUUCGCUGAGGGUCUCGGGCGGCAUGGAAAAAGUGUCAACUACCACGAAAGAUUAAAAAUAAAAGACAUUAGUGAUGACUUAUUAUAAUAUUCUUAGAGAAUAAAGAAGAUCUUAAACUACUAAAAUGGAAGAAGCUAUCUUGAAUUUAUGAGUGUUAUCAAGAAGUUAUUUGGUGACUUCUGGCUGUUCCCCAAAUUAAAAUGACGCUGAAGGAAAGAGAUCCGACGACAUAGAGGUUAUACAGGAUUAUGCGACGAACUAGCUAAAGAGUAUUUCGAAAAAUGCUUUUUAAAAAUAAAUUGAAGAAUGUAAAAACCAGUGACAUAUGUGUAUAGGUGCAGAAUAAGAAUAGGUUGGAAGGGGUU